AGUUGCCAAUGUAGAAAAAACCAAUGUUGAAAGUUCAAAAGUUUUUUCAAUUUUAAUGUGGUAACAUCAUAUGUCUAAAUUGGAAUACAAAUGGCGGCUAUGUCCCCGUCUGAGCGGAGAUUACAAAAAGAACUAAUGUCCCUAAUGAGGGAGCCUCCACCGGGAGUCACCGUGGACGGAGAUCAGGCCAGCCAAAAUCUAACACUGUGGACAGUACACAUGGAAGGCGUCCCCGGCACCCUGUACGAGGGCGAGAAGUUCGUCCUCCAGUUCAAAUUCACCAACAAGUAUCCCUUCGACUCCCCAGAGGUCACAUUUAUAGGCAACAACAUCCCCAUACACCCGCACGUGUACUCGAACGGGCACAUCUGUCUGUCCAUUCUAACGGACGACUGGUCGCCGGCGCUGUCCGUGCAGUCAGUCUGUCUGUCCAUCGUCUCUAUGCUAUCGAGCUGCAAGGAAAAGAAACGGCCACCAGACAAUUCGUUUUACGUCAAAACCUGCAGCAAAAAUCCUAAGAAAACGAAAUGGUGGUAUCACGAUGACUCCGUGUAACCAGUAAGCACGUUGGCUGUAUCGCGCAUGGACGAUAUGUGGUCAGUGCCAGUGUCGAGUGUACAUACUUAUAGCGGGGCGCCGCGCGCCCUCGGUCGCGUUUUGUAUAAUAAUACUACUCAUUUUAUAUUGAAAACAAUCAAUCUAUGACUAAAGCAAAGCUUCAACUUUAACCCCCCCUAAUAAACUUACGAUGCCGCUAAUUAUCGUUUGUCCCUUUCCAUCAUACCAAUACGUCGGAAAGGGCCAAACGAUGAUUAGCGGCAUCGUAACUUUACUACACGUUUAUGAAUAAGGAGGUUACGUUCAGGCGCUCCAUUUGUCGACAUCGAAUCGAUUUAACCUUUUCAACGCUUUUCCACACGUGUCAAGAAAUGCCAUGGACGCCAAAAAGUUAACUGGUGAAGAGCGGAUAUGAAGCUUGACUGACAGUAGGAAAGUCGCUUUGUCAACGUCCGCCAUAGCCUUUUUAAUGGUCAUUGGCGUCGCGGGCACGACAGACGAUGACCGUUUUAGUGGUCUUUGGCGUUGAAAAGGUUAAGCCGAUUAAGGUAGGCUUUGUAAUCGAGUGAUAUAAGCCACCGACUCGAAAUCGCUAACAUGUGUUUGAAAUGUCAUUUACUGAUUCGGCGUUGAGAAAUGGGUUGCACAUACUGAUGUUUUCGAUUUCCAAAAGGGGUAACUUUAUUUUUUCUUGUGAUUACUCUAGAUUGUCCGAAAACACUUUUUGAAAACCUUUCUGUUUAACACCCUAAAAAUCUUUGUUUUAACAAGGGUUCCAUCCAGGGAUCGUAAACCGGUAUUUUUUGUAUGGGAACGAAAACGGUAUUUUUUCGUUCUUUGUUAAUUAUUUCAUUCCUAAUCGGGCAAUCUAAUCGAAGUCGUUAUCUAAAAACACAACUGAGUCCUACAUUUUGAGUAUAUAAUAAACCGAAAUAUAUGGUUAUUUCGAUGUUUUUGCAAAAAACCGGUUCCGAUCCCUGGUUCCAUCUAGAUAUACACCUCGCUUAAUAGAUACAAUGAUACUUUUUGUUGUUCCAGUUUUAUUACAUUGGUACAAGCAAAGAGAAUUUGAAAUGGAGGUGGAUUUUUCAAAGAAAAUUUUGUAGCCACAGUAUUUUACUGCCAUCUUUCAACGCAUCAUUAAAACUUUUAGAACGCCAUAUCAGUGAAAUAAGAAUCAAAUCAAAGUAAAAUGGCGUUCUAAAAGUUUUAAAGAUAUGUCGAAAGUAGUAAAUUUACUGUGGCUACAAAUUUUUAUUUGAAUUGUCAAAUAAAAUUUUGUAGCCACAGUAAAUUCGCAAAUUUAUUGUGGCUGUGGAUAUUGAUCCACCUCUAUUUCAAAUUCCCUUUGGUACAAGUAACAAAAUGUAUUAAAUACGUUUUAUAAAUUGUCACUGUGCGAAAAACUCGAUGACUAGCUUAGAUUGGUCCUAAGAAAUAUUGCUCAAGUGAUUCAAGUUUUUACAGUACAUAUGGUGCUACUUUCCCGCACGCGUGCGGGAAUGAGCACUUUCCGUGCAUAUGUCGAAACUUUAAAGAGCCAUAUGUACUGUAACGUUAUAAGAUACACGUGGCAAUACGUAAUUCGCAACUCGUGUCGAUUUAAAACACUCCCUUCGGUCGUGUUUUAAUUUAUCACCACUCGUUACGAAUUUCCUAUUUUCUGCACUUGUAUCGUAAAUAACUAUUAUCAACUGCUUAAGUUGAUGAUAAAGACUUAAAUUGUAUUAUAAAAAACGUAAGAAUCGAUAAUGAUAUAUACAUAUUUCUGUACAAAACACGACCGACAUUACCAAUGGGAAAUCGUAUUUUGUCAGUGCUAAAUAAAUGUAAGUAGCAUAAUAGGAUAUGAAAUCAAAUAAAUGUACUGCUUAGAUCGGGAAAAAUUGUUUGUCGAAUUGUAAUUGUAUAUAAUUAUUGAUUAUAUUUAUGAUGCAACCAGAAACAUGAACAUUAUGCCAGUUGUAGUAUUUCUCAAUUUAAUAAUCAAUUUUAGAAAACAGCUAAAAAAAUAGUUUUUUUUUUAUUGCAGAUGCUUUAUAUAUUAUAUAUUUAUAUAUUAUAGGACAUUAUUACACAAUGUUCGUUGUUCUUGAUUUGAUAUAAAAAUGUAGAAACAAUUAAUGAUUAUGUUUCUGGUUAUCUUUUUAUUGCCUAACUGCAGGUAUCAGUUCAAGGAUAUUUUUGGAAAAAUAAAAUGACAUACAAUAUAUUUCCAAAAUGCCUUUAUUAUCAGCUUUGUACGUUUUGCGUUUAUAAGAGCAAGUUUAAAACUUAAAUAUACACAUUAUUUUUCACAGUAAAUCACCUUAUGUAUUAUAAAACCAAAGGUUUGGAUAUGUUAUAUUGUUUCCAAAUUCAAAUAAGUGUGAAACGAAAUACCAGUGCCCCUAGUGUAAAUUUAGUCGAUAGCGAAACGUGACGUACGCGUUUGCGUUAAGUCUCAUUUUGUAUGGGUUUUUGAACAGCGCGCCAAGCGGGACGUUUUGGAAAGUCAAAAAUCUCAUACAAAAUGACACUUAACGCAAACGCGUACGUAACGUUUCGCUGUCGAAAAUAUUUACACUAGGGGUACUGUUUUAAGUGUGAUAUAUACUGCCCUCCCAAGCCAAACAGCGCUAUCUCAAUAACAAAUGAUUUUGAAAACGGAAUUGUUAGCUAUAGAAAUUCAAGUAUAAGUUAGCAAUGAUUUUUCUUUCAAGAUAACACUAUUUGGUUUAAUACGGCAGUAUAGACCGGGAAGUGAUUUUUAGAUCCCUGACAAAUAUUCUUGUGAUGUAUUUACAAUUUGGUGCGCGUGCCCAGGAUAGGGGAGAACAUGAAAAGUGGAUAUAAUCUAUACGGUGUUACUAAAUCCACUCAAAAGCUAUGUAAAUGGCCCAUUUUGUAUUGAAAUCUCGUACUGUUAUCAUCAAAAAUAGCGGAUCAAACGACGUGUCAAAAGUAUCUAGUCAGACCAAAGUAAGUUGACAGCGGAUUUGACAGCCCACAGCGCAAGUUAUGGAAUGUAGAAAGAGAAGCAAAAUCUCUGUGUUUGAAAUGUGUACAUUAAACAACAUUAAAUAGGUGGCGCCACAGUACACCGAAAUGAAGUGUCAUAGACCUAGUAAUAAUAUAGAUGUGCUAUACGCCGCCCGUGAGGGACAGAACAUACGCAAUGUGAAAAAAUUAAAAACACGUUUUAACAUUCCUGACAACAUACCAAAAACAACCUACGUAAUUUGGUCGGGUUAUUUGUUGCCCAUCUCCCAUUUCAUCUCUAUAUUAUUAUACCUCUAUGGUUCAUGUAAUACCCAUGAGCCUACCCAGCGCCCCCGGAGAGAUUAGGAACUAUUAUUUAAAGCUGAAGGCUGCAACAAUUCUGCUAUAAGAGAUUGUCGUCCUUUCUCUACCGUCCAUAGUGCAAGUGUUAUUUUAAACGUCAGACUUCUAUGAAAUUAUGACGUUUAUUAACACUUGCACAUGCUGGGCUAUCAAAGUCGUUGCCAACUUAGCUUGGUCUGACUAUAACAUUCUCUAACGGCUUAGCAAAAAGAGAUAUAAAUAUCGCGAACUGUAGAGAUUUAUCUGGCUGGCUACCAUUGAUAACUGUACGAUCGUAUUGCUCUCAACCUUGUCUUAUCUAUAUACUUCUUCUUGCCCAUAUUCCCGGUUCACCUGGGGUCGGGCCUCCUUGUGCAGCGGCGCCAGGACCUUCUGUCCCGGGUUGUCAUUGGCAAAAUGACUUCAGCCCUUAGAUCCCUCUCAACAGUUGACCACCACGUGGCAGGUGGUCUCCACUUCCCCUGGGCUGUUUUGAUGUUGAGCACAGUCUUAGUAGCUCUCCUCCCUUCUCAUUACGUGGCCGCACCAGCGGAGUCUCCCCUCUUUCAGCUUGUCGGUUAUUGGGGCUAUCUUAAAGGAUCCUCUGAUAUAUUCGUUUCGGAUUUUAUCCAGGCGUGUUACCCCAGCUUGUAUACACAAGAAUAAAAUGAAGUUCAAUGUCAUAAUAAAUUGAAUGAGAUAUAUCUCAAAGAGCUUCCUGGUCACUAAAAUGUACUAUUCUCAUCAAUAUACUCAUAUUGAUUUCAAUGUUUUCAAAUGUUUGCCUAUAAUUUACCGGCGAACCUACUUUUAUUAGACGUUGCUUUAAUUCGCGAUAAAACUGUGGUCAAAACCGAAUUGUAUUCAUAUCGUUGCAUAUUUAUAUGAACUAAAACUAUAAAACAAUAUGCUGGUACAUAUUUGGCAGGAAGGCACAUCAAAAUACAAAAUAAAACUAUUUGUGACACUCCAAAUCAAAAGGGACCUUAUGGCGGUCGGCGCGUACGCCGUUAUUAGCGGCGCGCCAAUACUAAUGCGGUACACUCACGUCUGAAAACAUCGUCAAGACCGACGUGCCAAAAAUAUGUAUACACAGCGUUAUAAUAUUUGUUUUAUAAUAUUAAAACAAGCCUUAAUUAUCUACUUUAUGUCUAAAAUGAAAAUGGUUAAUGUCUUAAUAGUUACUAUUAUGUUUGGGAGAGGACACUGACUUCUGUAACACAGGUUUUUACCUAGCUCAGAAGUCAGGGACUUCAACACUAAAAUGUACUUACCUUAAUGCCAAUAAUUUUUUUUUUUUAUGGCCCAUAUGGGUAGUGUAUACAUAUUUUUGGCACUUUGUCCGUGUCAAUACUUUCAGACGUGACCGUACUACGCGACGUAAGCGCAGACCGCCAUAAGGUCCCUUUUUAUAUGGACUGUCACAUUUUUAUGUAAGUACUGGAAAUAAUAACUCUCUUUAAGUUUGGUCUAUGAAUUAAUUUAUUUAAUUAGCGAUUGUCUGGCGACUAGCGAGACAACUUUUUUAAGGGCAUGAAUUUUUCUUGCACGUCAUUGAUUAAAUAUUAAUAAAUGCGUCUCUUUCAUUCGCUUUCUCGUCAGCGGUGGGACAGGCACAUCUUAUCAGAAGUCUGGUUAUAAACUUUCCUGUGCUUUUCUGUCAAAGAAAAAUAAAUAAAUGUGUACAUCCCUAUUUUAAUGUCUACUAUAUCCAAGUACAUCAUGUAAUAUGUGAUUUCCUAUGGCCUCCAGAUCAAAUUAUUGCACAAUAUUCUCAUAUAAAGUGAGACAUAAAAUUGUGCAAUAAACCGAUCGCGGGACAUCACGGCUACCACGAGUUGGCGUUUGACGUAUUCCCUCUAUCGUACCAAUCCAUCAGUGCGAGCGAGAUAUACUGCGAUCGAGUUUACGCAGGCGCUAACGUAAACGUCAACUCGUGGUACGGCUACAGGUCGCAUCUGUUAGGAUUGGUCAAUUAAAUUUGAUUUAAGCCAUAUAUUCACUGAGAAAUAAAUUGCUAAGUACAUGAAGUGUUCAUAAAGAGGUUAGGAACCGGUUUAUUUCGGUUUUCUUCCGAACUUUUAUAAGAACGCGAAUGUUUUAAGAACUUUAUUGUAACCUAAAAAACCGGUUUUUAUUGCUCUAAACCGGUUAAUUUGACAAGAACUGUUCACUUAAAAUCCGGUUUAAAAAUAACGGUUUUUCGAACGAAACCGAAAUUAAAAGGUUUAGUACAUUGUAACGGUUUGGAAAUUUAACCGGUUUCCGAGCCUUGUGUUUCUCAAAGAAUGUAUAUUGAUUUAGGAAUAUUGUAAGCAUUUUGACUCCAAGAACGCUUAAAAGUGUUAUGGCCUUAUAGCGUAUGCUAUUAAUGUACCCUUCAUGCCUUCAAAUAAGAUUCUAAAUAUAUUAUAUACAUAUAUGUAUAUAAAGUAAUGGAUCAGUUCAAAUGCUGUAAUCCUGUCUGUUGUGUUGCACGAUGAAUCUAUUUACCACUCAGUAUCAACUCCUAUGUUUCCACAAUAUAACUUGAAAAAUGUUUCGGCACUGUUUGUCUUCUUCGUAGUCCAUUUAUUGUAUCUUUUCAUGUAAUGACUGUUUGUUGCCAUAAUAAAAUAAAAUAAAAAUAAAUAUAUUGGCUUCCUUGCGCCCGUGAUGUUGGCGAGUGAGUGAACUUAAAACAUUUAAAUGUUUCUCAGUGAAUAAAUAGCUUUAGAGUAAGUGUUGAUGUCUCAAAUAUGUAACCGUGAGUCAUUUUGGUAUUUUAUUUAAAGAGUUUCUACCGGUGGAUGAAAUCUAUGUAAAUGUGAAAUAUGGCGGAUUUGAUGAAUUUUAGGUGCCGAUUUCGUAAAUUCAUUUCGGCACCAGACUGGUUACUGAAAGUUGAUUCUGGCUUCCUUAAAUGAUUUCUUCGACGUAACAAUUUUUAUUUUGCUAAGACUUACGAUAUGACAAAUAAUAGUUAUUGAUAGUAUAGAAACGUGGAGGAAAUAUUGGAUAUGCCAUCUGUAAUUUAAUUUUCUGUACAAAACAGUUUGCUGAUUUUUGCGGGGGAGGGGCACGUCAAAUGUAUAGCUAUUUGUACGUAACAUAUCCCGAAUGUCAAAGUUUGCCGUGGGCAGUCCCAAAAAAUCGCGAAAAUAAUCUAAUGGGACACCUUGAAGGCCCAAGGUAGGCGAAACGUAUGGGCGCAGGGGUACAUCUUUAUCACGAUUUUCAUAUCGGUUCCAUGGGGAAUUUUGUUCAGUAUGUCCAUCUUAAUACAUUUUGACAUUCGGGAUCACGACACCAAAGUCACCCAGUUUUUACAUACUUAAUUCAACUAUCACCAUUCAUGGGCCAAUUACAUCCACAUUUCCCGAAAUCUGUCCCGAUGUCGAUCCAGGCCGCGUAGCCAACGUUACAAUCGUUAACGUUCCGUAGCGUAGCGUAGUCAUCUCUCUCUAUCACUGUCUAAUAUGGAGGCAUAUUAGUGCGACUGUGACAGAUGCGUUUCGUUCGCCACGGAGCGUAAACGAUAUGCACGUUGGCUACGCGGGCUGAUAAUCUCGUUUCACGGAAUAUCAGGACUUCGUUAACAAUAUUUGAAAUAUAAAAAAAAAUGGUAUGUAUGCAACAAUAUCAAACAUUGAACAUUUUUGGAAAUAGGGAAUAUUCCGCGAAACUCUGCGUAGGGGGCGCCACUACCACAAUCUGAGGGUCUACCGCGAAACAAGAAAAUCGAUAUUUCGAUAUCUAACCUCUCUAUCGCUCUUGCAUAUUCGAGCGAUGAAGAGGCAGAUAACCAAAUUACGAUUUUCACGUUUCCCGGUAGGCCCUUUGUAAACAAACCGGGUUAUACCUACUAGUUUUGAUGGUAACUACUGGGAUUUUUUUUCCCAGUACCAUUGGUAAAAGGUGGGAAAAAAAUUCCAGUAGUUACCACUGGUAACAACUUGGUGGUAACUAGUGGGAAUAACCCAACAAACCGCCUUGUUGCAUCAAUGUCUAAUAAAAUUUUAUUAUCUGUGAAAACUUGUCACAAAACAGUUUAAGGCACACUAUGUAUAAGUUACUCUAUGGUUUACGUAAGGUGCUAGUGCUGCACUCUGGCAGCAGAACAUUGCAGUAAUACUCCCUAUUAGAGACGAUGUAUAAGAUGUGCUGACAUUUGGUAAAACAGAAAAAUCCUCUGACCCGACAUCGGACCCGUUUGCAUGUGGAUGUAGUUGGCCCUUCAGUGCUUUGUAAACCCCAGUGUCAACUUUCGGUGGCGGUCGUUAGGCUAGGCACACAUUCUUGUCGAAAUUGUACGAGGGCGAUAAUGUGUAUUGAAUAAAACAACCUGCUUAAUUUAUUGAAAUAAAAACGUUAAACAUG
Messenger RNA from Cydia pomonella (codling moth), 8220 nucleotides. RefSeq names its product ubiquitin-conjugating enzyme E2 W. Lineage: Eukaryota; Metazoa; Arthropoda; Insecta; Lepidoptera; Tortricidae. The coding region runs from base 91 to 555 and encodes 154 amino acids. The record is from RefSeq and is a predicted model, not a curated record. The transcript is spliced from 6 exons.